AUGUACAGUAGAUCUUCAAUGAAGAUGAUUAAUGGUAAACUAGAUCUCAACGUUUCUCAAUUUUUUACAUAUUCUGAAAACACACGAACUCGUUCCAAAAAGAAAGUCUCAUGGAGCAGAUGUAAAACCAAAACUAGAAAGCAUUUUAUUCUAAACCGUACGCUGAGUAACCCCAAGUUUCUAAAACAUAUAUCAGAUCUUGAAUAACGAGAUGUCUGACAACUGAUGAUUGCAACAUGAACUACCACAUAACAUUAUUUCCUCCCUCCUGACCUAACUGUCCUGUUAACAAACUUUCGUUCCUAUUUAUUCUUCUUGUUUCUAUCCCUCUUAUUCAGUGUAUUGUAUUUAUGAUCUAUUGUAUGUGUACAUUUUUCUUUUUUCUUCAACUUUUUCCACGUCUCCUCGCGAGCGUAAAUAAAUAA
Messenger RNA from Caenorhabditis elegans, 425 nucleotides. Lineage: Eukaryota; Metazoa; Nematoda; Chromadorea; Rhabditida; Rhabditidae. The record is from the annotation of a RefSeq genome assembly.